AUGCCAAAAACUCAGUUGCCGUUUAUGUUUACGAAAUGCGGGACGUGCGGCAGGGCUUAUGACAGCGAUAUCACCGCAUUUUUGAGCUGUACAGGCACAUUGGGAUGUAGCAUCUGUUUGGAGUCAAGCCCUGCAACUUCACUUAAAUUCUUGAGCGAUGAAAUCCGCAAUCAACCAGGAGUUAUUCAAGGGUAUUCCGGUUAUGAGACGAUCGCCAAGCAACUUAUACCUCUGGGCUGCCACUUCUGCGAGACGGCCCCUGUAUUUCAGUACGUGUUACGUUGUGGACAUCGCAUGUGCAAGAAGUGCACGGCUAAGAAUGAAGUAUUGGAAUGUCUGUUUUGCAACACCCGAGGCCUUGCUGAACCAGGAAGCUAUAUCCUCGCCUUUUACUGCCAUUAUUUCCAUACUGCAAGCCAGCUGGGGGAAGGGAAUUGGAAAAUUGUUGCUGUAAGUAAAAAUUUGCCACGCAUUUCGAGUCAGUUUGAAACGGUUAAAAGUCUUUAUUUUGCCAAUGCCGAAGGCGAAAGUCCAGCAGCUCGUCAACAAAGUGACCCGGAAAGCGCCGGACCGCAGGAGGACCCACCAACUCCUGCUAAACCGGAAAGCAUCAAGGUAGCAGCUACAGAAGCGGCUACAACUGUCAGCGGAUCCAGCAGUGCGGUUUGGAAGGGCGUUGCUUGGAUUAAAAAGAGCUUUGGGCUUGAUGGAACCGCGGCUCAAGUUGCGGAAACUGAAGAGCCGGUUCAAAGUCCGACAAUCCCAGAAAAAGCUGAGGUUCCAUCGGGAAUUGCAACUGCCGAAAUGGAGGUGGCGUGUGAUGCCAAAAAAUACUUCCCAGAGACUAGCGAGCUUGAACAAGAACAGAAUCUGGAUGCCGGAAAGUCGCUAAGUGAAUCGGCUGAUCCAGAAAAUCCUGAAGCGCUUCGCGCCGUUCAACUAACUGUGGACGACACAAAAGAUACUCAAGUCUUGGCUGAGGGUCAGCAGCCGGCCAAGUUUGCUCCAAAUCCAAGGCCAAAGACCGGCAAAGGUAUUCUUGAGGACUCCAAAGAUUCAGGAGCUAAAAAGGACGAUCUCAAAGCCAAGGCAGUUGAGCAAGAACCAUCGAAGCUCGAGUUGUCUGCAUCAGAAAAAGGUUCUCCGAUUGCAGUUAAGGUGCCUUCUACCCCUCUAUCACCGAACAUUUCGCGAAAUGAAAGGCGACAACGUCAAAAGCUUGCCGAAGAUCUGGCUGAUAAAAAACAGGUUUUUCCAGAAACUGAGAAAGAUCCUACUCCAACCGCUACAAAGCCAUCUUCACGCGUAAAAAAUUUGCCACUAGAAACCGAGCCCGGCGCCACGAAUUCGAGAAAGACUUCGGUUUAUGCUACUGAAGUGAAAAUUUCGCAAGCAUACGAGGAAGCUGAGGUCAAAACAGAGUCGGCCGGAGAAUCCUCGACCAGAUGUAAGAGAUUGUCAAGCAUUUCCGAAGGAAAACCCGAUGCGAAAAUCCCUGCUCCCGCUGGACAGGAGAAAGAGGACGAGAGCCAAGCACAGUUCACGACGUUGAAGCAGAUGAUGCCGUCAAAAAUGAAUCCGACACUGACGCAGAUUCUGACGCUUCCGAUUUCGGGGAUGCUUCUAGAGCAGGCACAAGAUUCCGCAAACAUGCUGAUCACCAAGCAACAGAUUACUGGUGAAAUUGAAGAAGCGGAUGAGACAUCAAUGGAAGCCUUGCCGCAAGAUUCGGAAUCCCGCCGAGAGGCUGAGACAACUAGCAAUACGAAAACAAAAGAAGAAGCGAAAAUUAAAUGCGACAAAUGCGAUCAAGAAGAUGAAGCGGAAAUGUUCUUCCUUUGCAAGGAUUGCGAAGUAAUUGUCUGUGCACUUUGCGGUAUGCUAGCCCACAAAAUGCAUGUUACCCGACAGCUCGCUAUAGCAGACCUCGAAGGCCUGGGCGAAACCUGGGCUGACGAUCUGAAACAGUUUUAUGAAAGUCUGCGCAAAACCAUCGCUGUGAAACAAGAGAACACGAAGAAGGCCAUGAGAUUGAUCAUGAACUCAAAGGAAGAUGCGCUGGACUGUGUCGCCAGACAACACACUUCAGAUAAAUUAACGGAAGUUUUUGCCCGAAUUGAAGAGACCUCAAUACUAUUUGAAACUUGUUGCAACGAUCAUCUGGUGGUUGAGGAAAACUUCCGCGCUCAGCUGUUAACGAUAAAUGCCCAACUUGCUGAAAUUUUCCGUGAAUUUCCGGCUGAA
Messenger RNA from Mesorhabditis spiculigera, 2244 nucleotides. The record is from the annotation of a GenBank genome assembly. NCBI's taxonomy places the organism in Eukaryota, Metazoa, Nematoda, Chromadorea, Rhabditida, Rhabditidae.